AUGAUGAUUUUCGGCUCGUUUGUUGCUGGUGCCACUUCCGAAGUUUUCAAAGAGCAUCAAUUCAGCCCUGCUCAUGCAAAAAUAUCAUUUGUCUCGAUCUGGUUCGCCUUUGCCGUUGCUCUCUGGAUUUUGAACAAGAAAAAGGAUCGACAAGUUUUCGACGAGAUCAGCAAAGAUGAAAAGUUCUCCGCAGAGAUUUUGGUGAUAACUGGUUUCCUCGGCGGAUUAUUCACAGGAGUCGCUGGAUCUGGCGUCGACAUUUGCUGCUUCUGCGUACUAACCCUGUACUUCCGCGUUUCGGAAAAGAUUGCAACCCCAACAUCCGUAGUCCUCAUGGCCAUGGUCAGCAUUUUCGGAUUCGCUUAUAAAUUCUUUCUCGGCACUCUCGCAACCAUUGCUUGGGACUACUGGAUUGUUUCUGGAAAAGAGCAGCUUGACCACAACAUAGUACCUGUGGUGCCAGUUGGAGCGAGUCUAGGCGCUUAUUGCGCGACUUUGGUAACGCGAACCACCCUUGCUAAGGCGGUUUACGUUCUCUGCACAGUUCAACUCAUUACCGGUUUCAUCAUCAUUCUUCCACGAAAACCGCAGCUAUCUCUUCUCGCGUUGGGAAUCAUUCUGGCUGCUUCGUUGGUAUUUAUGAUUUUAUCGCACUUGGGAGAGAAGAGAAUAAGUCGAUCAGGAAAUGAACCGGUUGGCUUGAUAAGUUCAGAUCGAGACGACUCUGUGGCCAAAAUCAGCUCCUAA
This is a messenger RNA of Oikopleura dioica, 747 nucleotides long. The record is from the annotation of a GenBank genome assembly. Lineage: Eukaryota; Metazoa; Chordata; Appendicularia; Copelata; Oikopleuridae.